CUCGAAGAGACGACACUAAAAAAAAGUCCUAAAAAUGGAAAAACCAUUGCAACGAGAGCAGCAGAAGCAACAGAUCAAUAGCAGACCAGCAGAGGCGGAAAGCACAACUCCCUCACCCACCGCCACUUCACCAUCUCCUCCGUGCCCCAAAACGGUAGCUGGAAGGAAAGGAAGAGGGAGGGAAAAAAUGGCGGGUGUAGAGAAAGAGGUGGGGAAAAUUGUGGAGGAUGAGGAAUUCAAAGGGGUGGCAGAUACCCAUGUUCGUGAACAGCUUGAAGGGGGAGAAGAACCAAACACCAAUACAUUAGAUGGUGUAGAAAUGGAGACCCAGAAGAGCCUUGACGAAAAUGGAGUUGAAUUGCCUGGUGAGGAAAUCCGGGGUGCAGUUGAUCCGGUUUCCGCUGUCGAAAUUCCUGAAGAUGCUAAUGUUGCCGACGAGAUGUAGUGAGCCGGGUUCUGGUACUGAAACUGAUAAGGUUGUGAGUUAUGUGGAUUCUGGUGUGCAUGGUGAGAGUGAGGUUUCUGUGAAGAUUGCAAGUGAGGAGAGUGGUGGUGAGAAAGGGAAGGCGCUGAAGGAUGAUUUAGGCAGCAAAGUUGACCCGUCUAUUGAAUUGGGUGCCUGUGCCGAGGCUGAGAGUCUUGUCGGUGAUGGUGGAUCCCAUCACACUAUGGACCCCAUGGAGUUUGAAAAGGAAGAUGAUGGUGUUGGAGAAGAAAAGGCACUGAAGGAUGGGGUGAGCGGCGAGGCCAACCCUUCCAAUGAACCAGAUAUUGGUGCUAAAACUGAUGAUGUUGCUUGUGAGAUGGAGCUUGAUAUGCCUCAUAAUGGUGAGGUUGCAGUGGAGAAAUUGACAGAUGGGGCGAGCAGUGAGGCCAACCCCUCCAGUGAAAUCUAUAUCGGUGAUGAAACUGAUAAUAUUGUUUCUAAGGUGGAGCCUGUUAUGCCUCGUGAUAGUGAGGUUGCAACAGAGAAACCAGUAGACGGGGAGAGCAACGAGGCCAAAUCCUCCAAUGAGCCAGAUAGCAGUGCUUGUAAGGUGGAGCCUGGUAUGCCUCAUGAUAGUGAGCUUGCAAUGGAAAUACUAAUAGAUCGGGUGAACAACAAGGCGAAAUCCUCCAAUGAACUAGACAGUAGUGUUGAUUAUGAAAAUGUUGUUGGAAUGGUGGAGCUCGAUAUGUCUCAUGAUAAUGGGGCUACAACAGAGAAACUGAUGGAUGAGGUGAGCAUUGAAGCCAAACCCUUUGGUGAACCAAAUAUCAGUGCUGAAGCUGAUAAUGCAGCUCGUAAGGUGGAGCCUGAUAUGCCUUGUGAUGGUGAGCUUGCAAUCGAAAAACUGACAAAUAAGGUGAGCAGCAAGGGCAACCCCUCCAGUGAACUGCACAUCAGUGCUGAAGCUGAUAAUUCUGUUGGUAAGAUGGAAACUGAUACAAUGCCUCAUGAUAGUGGGGUUGCUAUGCAGACACUGAUAGGUGGGUUGAACAUCAAGGCCAGCCCCUCCAAUCAACCCCAUAUCAGUGCUGAAACUGAUAAUGUUGUUAGUAAUGUGGAGCCUGAUAUGCAUCGUGAUAAUGAAGUCGAAAUGGAGACUGAAUCUGAUGAUGAUGGUGAGAAACUAGAGGUACUGAAUGGUGGGGUGAGCAACAAAACAAAGUUUUCUUUUCACACCGACAUAAACGAGCAACUGCACAAACCCAAGUUUUAUGUUGGACGUAAGGUUGGGAUGAAGAGCUUAGAACCAAAGAAAACCUUCCUCUUGGAUCCAGGUGCUGAUGAGGGUGGUGAGUCGGGGACUGAGGAGGAGCAAACAUCAUUCAUGAAGGAGGUUGAGAGUUUAUAUAAAGAGAAGAAUUUAGAAUUCAAAGCCCCAAAGUUCUACAAAGAGGAAUUAAAUUUGCUCAAGUUAUGGAGAGCUGUGAUCAAACUUGGUGGCUAUGACAAGGUUACUACAUGCAAGUUGUGGCGGCAGGUUGGAGAAUCAUUCAAUCCCCCAAAAACGUAAACUACCGUUUCUUGGACUUUCCGAAAUUUUUAUGAGAAGGCAUUACUUGAAUUUGAAAGGGAUAGACUUCAUGGUGGUGAACUUCCUCUUCCUGCAGAGCCAACUAGAGUUGAGAAUCGGGCUGAUGGUGGCCAUACUUUAGGAUCAGGCAGGGCACUGAGGGAUGCUGCAGCUCGUGCCAUGCAGGGUUGGCACUCUCACCGCCAUCAUGGUAAUAAUGGUGAGGUUGGAGAUACAACUAAUAAGGAUAAGCACUUGAGUACCAUGCCAAAAAGUGACAAGCAACUUAAAAGUUCUGUUAACGCAGGUUUACUAAAGCGGAAAAAACCAUCUUAUAUGGAUUCUGCUGUCCAGGUUGCUGACAUGAAAGCUAUAAAACCACGGGAUACAAUGGUAUUUGAUAUUGGACCUCCAGCAGAUUGGGUGAAGAUUAAUGUGAAAAGAUUUAAUGACUGCUUUGAGGUAUAUGCCUUAGUUCCUGGGCUACUGCGCGAGGAGGUGCAUGUUCAAUCUGACCCAGCCGGACGCUUGAUUAUAUCCGGCCAACCAGCACAACUGGAUAAUCCUUGGGGUGUUGCACCCUUUAAGAAGGUUGUCAGCCUACCUUCGAGAAUCGAUCCACAUCAGACAUCUGCGGUAGUGACCUUGAAUGGCCAGUUGUUUGUGCGCGUUCCAUUUGAACAGUCAGAUUUUUAAACUAGGGAUGAAUUUCCUUUCUGUCCCCGACGUACAGAGAUCUUCGGUUAGUCAUCAGAAGAUAGAAUACUGAGUAUUUUUGGUUUGUUCAUACUCACAGUUGGAGCUCAAGCCUAUGCAGUUGGACGCAUCCAAUCGACCAACGAAUAAGAACUGUUGUCAGCAGUUCUAGUUAAAAUGACGAGACUCGUGUAAAUGUGUGCUACUCUUGAUCGCUAUUUUUCAAAUGCAAAUGAUUUGGGUCUCCUUUUAUUAA
Pyrus x bretschneideri (Chinese white pear) is the source of this 2952-nucleotide messenger RNA. RefSeq names its product AT-rich interactive domain-containing protein 3. The record is from RefSeq and is a predicted model, not a curated record. Gene Ontology annotation, molecular function: DNA binding. Gene Ontology annotation, cellular component: nucleus. NCBI's taxonomy places the organism in Eukaryota, Viridiplantae, Streptophyta, Magnoliopsida, Rosales, Rosaceae. Gene Ontology annotation, biological process: regulation of transcription by RNA polymerase II.